Saccostrea echinata is the source of this 3579-nucleotide messenger RNA. RefSeq lists its product as uncharacterized. Lineage: Eukaryota; Metazoa; Mollusca; Bivalvia; Ostreida; Ostreidae. Gene Ontology annotation, molecular function: translation repressor activity; ubiquitin protein ligase activity. The record is from RefSeq and is a predicted model, not a curated record. The coding region runs from base 1 to 3579 and encodes 1192 amino acids. Gene Ontology annotation, biological process: protein polyubiquitination; negative regulation of translation; proteasome-mediated ubiquitin-dependent protein catabolic process. The transcript is spliced from 6 exons.
AUGUAUAGAUUAGUGUUACAUAAAUCUGUCACAGUGCCAUAUGUUAGGAGUGGUCAUCACAUUUCCCGUGUGACGUCAGACCGGCUCUGGAUCAGUGAUGGUAAAAAUCUCAUCUUGACAAACACAGCAGGUGAUAAACUACAUCAACUGACAGAUAUACGUAGUUAUGGUUAUGGAGUACAUACAGUGACAAGUGACAGUGAUUUAAUUUAUAUAGACAGUGACGGUAACAUCAACAAACUGUCUACAGAUAACAGAGUAAAGACUACAUUAAUAAAGUACAACACAGCACCAUGGGAACCACUGUGUGUCUACAGCUCCCCCUCCACUGGAGACCUGCUGGUCGGGAUGUUUUACUACACUAAUUUUACAUAUACAGGCAAGGUAGUGCGGUAUAACUCCACAGGAGAACACAUACAGACCAUACAAUAUGACAUCAUCAACAAAGGUCAGAGACUGUAUUGGAGACCUAGCUAUAUCAAAGAGAACCACAAUGGUGAUGUUAUUGUGUCUGACUGGCUCCGUGCUGUAGUGGUGACAGAGCAUGGUGGUAAACACCGCUUCUCCUACACAGGACCUCCAUCAGGAUCAGAACUAUCACCACAAGGAAUCUGUACUGACGCGCUGUCACACAUCCUGGUGUGUGAUUAUAACACCCAUACAGUACAGAUGAUUGAUAAAAACGGACAAUUCCUAUCACAGAUAGAGACACCACAACACGGGACAUAUACACCAUACGGCCUGAGUUAUGAUUAUGAAAGACAGCUUCUCUGGAUUGGAUCAGAGAACAACAACACAGUGAACAUAUACAGACUUAUCAAUGGAGUUGACAAUCUGACUGAUAAAAUUGAUGAGUUGAAGAAGUUCUUGAGAAAGGAGAAGACGAAGAUUUCCCAUGCCAGAGGAAUACUUGUUGGGUGUGCUGAGGCUGGAAAAACAACACUGUUGAAGCGAUUAAGAGGGCAACAUCAGAAUAUCAGUGAAGUUACAAAGUCAACCAGGGGGCUGGAAGUCCAUCAACACCUCUUCAUCGUUAAAGAAGGAAUUUUAGAAGUAGCUAAUGAUGACUCACCAUUGAAGACAUUUAUAAGGAUAAAUACCGCAGAUCUGAAUCCAAAUGUGAGCAGUGCAGGUGACCUCUCCAAUUCAAAUGAAAAUAGAGACAAUUGGAGACUGAAAAGUUCUGAAAAAGAAACUGAAGUAAUUUAUAGCAGAGAAGAAGAGAAAGAAAGGAAUGUAGAGUUGUCUAGUUCACCAACUGAAGGCAAAGAAGAAGUCAAUACAGUAGAGGUAAUGGCAAGUGUUCUCUCCUCAGAAGCACAAAAAUUGGUGAAAAAUGAAAUUUUUCAGAAAAUCUUAUCUGAAAAAGAGAACUUACCAACUGUUAGCAUGCUGGAUUUUGCUGGACAGUUAGCGUAUUAUGCCUGUCACCAAAUUUACGUAACACCAAAGGCCUUUUUCAUCCUUGUGUUGGACAUGACUAAGAAGUUUGAAGAUGUUGUCGAUAAAGAGAAAGAUAAUCAAGAAGGAUCCAUUUUCUCGGUGUGGACAUACAAAGACUACCUAAAGUUUUGGAUAACCUCAAUCAAGACAUUUGGAGGCACUAAGGCGCCUGUGUUCGUUAUUGUCACACAUACAGAAAGAAAAUCUACGGAUGAAAUAGAGAAAUACUUUGAAGAGUUCUGGAAUGCUGUACCAGAAGAGGACAGAGAUUGGUUAAGUGAGUCUCUGAAUGAUCGUAAUUAUGCCGUGGGUCUAGUUGAACUAAAUGACAAUACAAAGAAAAUGCUAGAAUCAAUGAAAAAGUCCAUAGUCGAACUAUUUUCGGACGAGGUCAACACAAAAAUUGAAAUCCCUUCUUCGUGGGCUUUAAUGGAACAGUUAUUAUAUGAUGGAGCCUGGAAGGUUUUGUCUCUUGCUGAAAUUUGGAGGCUCAACUCAUCUCUUCCUGGUGAAUACCAAAUUAAAAGUGAUGAGGAAAUGUCUACGUUUUUAAAGUGUUUCCAUGACAAUGGCCUUCUUUUGUAUUUUGAAGAAGAGAAACUGAGGAAACAUGCAGUACUGGACAUUCAAUGGUUUGCUAAAGCUUUCAGCAAGAUUAUUGCUGAUAAAAACCAUGUCAAUAAAGACUGCAAAACGAGAUUAAUCAAAGAGUGGAAAUCCUUCAAUAAAACGGGGGAACUGAAAGAUAAAGUGAUAGUUGCUUUAUGGAAAGAUGAACCUUUAUACCUGACACACAAAAGUGAAAUUAUGUCGUACAUGGAGAAGCUUCAAAUGCUCGUACCUUUGGAGUCUUUCGGGGCUGUAUCAAAAGGUGACAUGUCAUGGUAUAUCCCGUGUAUGAACAAAAAGCAGUUUAAAGCUAAGUUUUGUGAAGAUAAAUGGGAAUGCUCAUCCAUUUUGUGUUUUCAAUUCACUUCUUUUGCCAUGUUUGUGUUCUACAGACUGGUAGCAUACUGCAUAAGUUUUCUAAGAUGGAGUGUUUCAACAGAUGGAGAUAAGGAAGGAUGUCUAUGUCUUUAUCAAACAGCAGCAGUGUUUGAUCACAAGGAACACACUGUUGUUGUUGGCAUAUGUAAUGAUGAAAUUCAACUACAAGUGUUGCGAAUCAGACCAUUGGCUGUAGAUAAAGAGAUAUCAAAUGAAAUUGGAGGCUCCAUUGAACAGUCCAUAGAAAAAUUGACAGAAACAUUUAUUGACACAAAGAUUUUCCGUAAAGGAUUCAAAUGCCAAAACGUUAUUUGUUGUGAGAAUGAUCAGUCAUUCACCCUUGCACGUGAACUCUCAAAAAUCAAGGCUAAAGAAACGCAGUGCAAGUGUCGAUUUCAGGAGAAACAUGUGAUAAAUGUAGAAACCACUCUCGGGUUCUGGGAAAAGAGAAAUACAAGUGAUCCCAGCGCUCUAAAAGCCUCUGGACAAGACCUUGAAGGCAGAUCUAGAUUUGCAAAACUUGGAAUGUCAACAAACGAUGUGUUAAAUCAGGCUUACAGAGAUAUACUAGAAUUGGAGAUCCCUCCUUCUGAUAUUGAAAACAAAGUGAAUUCAUCACCAAACAAAAAGAAAAUGAAUCUGAACCAAGAUCAAGAAGAUCUUCUGAAAAAAGCAAAACAUUCUGGAUAUAAAGUGUUUGAUAUUUCAUUAACAUACAAGUUGAUAAGAAACAUUUGUUCAACGAUCCCUAAACCAACAAAAGGAAAAUGGGGAGAAAACAGCAUGCCUGCAGCAGGAGACAUAACAGUAGGUGAUGACAUCGAGAGAAUUAGGUUAAUCCGAAAUAGUUUGACUGCACAUGUGAGUUCAGCCUCCACUACUCAGACAGAAUUUGAUGACACCUGGUCGACGAUGUCAGAUAUCUGUCAAAGACUAGAAACCUUCACUGGAAAAAAGUACUUGGCUAGUCUUAAACACAUUCAUAAACUGAGUUUGAAAGAGGAAGGUGAAGAUGCAAUAAAAGCUAUUAUAGAAAAGUUUGUCAAGGAUCAACAUGAACAAUUGAAAACAGUCGUGUCAGAUGUUCAAGAAUUAAAGUCGAAUGUGCAACAAGUCAUGUCUGAUAUGAGGACAUUUAAACGAAAUUGA